Chenopodium quinoa (quinoa) is the source of this 1740-nucleotide messenger RNA. Its product is annotated as formin-binding protein 4-like. Gene Ontology annotation, molecular function: zinc ion binding; nucleic acid binding. The transcript has 3 exons. The record is from RefSeq and is a predicted model, not a curated record. NCBI's taxonomy places the organism in Eukaryota, Viridiplantae, Streptophyta, Magnoliopsida, Caryophyllales, Amaranthaceae. The coding region runs from base 1 to 1740 and encodes 579 amino acids.
AUGACUAUUGUUAAUGAUCUUAGAUCACUUGGUAAAAAAAUUUCUGAUGAGGAUCUUGUGAGAAAAAUUUUGCGUAGUUUAACAGAUACAUGGACAGCUAAGGUAACAACAGUAUAUGAAGCAAAGGAUCUGUCAACCUUGUCUUUGGAACAGCUUAUUGGUUCCCUUAUGACUCAUGAGAUGCUGAUUGACUCUAAGUCUGACAAGGAACCAGCCAGAGGCAUGGCACUGAAGGGAACAGUAGAAGAAAAAGAAGAUGAGAUCAACAUGAUUGCAAAAAGAUUUGAAAGAUCUCUUCGUGAUCAAAAGAUGAAUUUCAAAGGUAAGAAUUUCAAAAAUAAAAAAAAAUCUAACUCUUCCUCACCUUCAGGUUGCUUCAAGUGUGGUGAGAAAGGACACAUCAUUCGUGAUUGUCCAAAAUGGAAGGACAAGCAAUCUCAAUCUGGAGAUAAGAGGGCUUUCAAGAAUGCCAUGAUAGCAUCUAUGUGGGGAGAAUCUGACUCAGGAUCUGAUGAAGAGGAAGAUACACCUAGUUCUGAUGUUUGCUUAACUGCUUUCACAAACAUCAAGGAGAACAGCACUGAGAUGGUUUGCCAUAACUUGAAAAAUCAAGUUGCUGAACUAGAAGUUGAAUUGGACAAGUGCAAGGUAGAACUAGGAAGGGCAAGAUCUUCUGAACUUGACUAUCCGAGUGAUGGUGAAGAAGAUUUGAUCUCCUGGUUCCCCAGAGACUUAUCAACUACUAGUGAAGUCCUUGAUUUUUCAACAGUCAUAAGUAAAGCAAAUUCUUGCAAUAGAACUUUUCUGUUGAAGGCCUUUGAAACAUUGGCUUUCAACUUAGAAAAUUCUCACAAAGAAAUUGCUUCACUUAAAGCUGUUCAGCCCCCUGGUUCUCCUACUGGAACCAGCAUUGAAGUCAGCAGUAUGAUUAAUGAAUAUGAAAGUACUAUCUGUAAGUUACAUGCUGAAUUUAAUCAACUAAAAAGUGAAAAGCAAUCAGUAGUUAUUGACAUGUCUAAUGAACCUAUGGUUUUAGAUCUUAACUUACAACUUGCAACUUUAAAAAGUAACUUUGAGUUUUUGAAAGAGAAAAACGAGUUGAAAUCAGCCAAGGCUUCAGCUAAGAAAGGAAAGGAGAAGACUCAAGCAAGUGAGUCCACUCAAUUGAAGGAGAACACCAUCACUGAAACUAACCCUGCUCCGACUUUAUCGAGCAAUUCACCUCUGACUACCACAAAGAACCCAUCACCAACUCCGUCUCCAUCUUCUAAAUCUCCCUCACCUCCACCUCCCAAAAAUGCACCUUUACCCAAAACCCCUGAGGCUGAUGAUUCCAUCAUCAAAGAACCUGCCUCAUCUCAGGGGGACCAGCCCAAAAGCGCUGAAGAAUUCUUCAAUACUGUUGGAGAAAGGGAAGAGGAGGAAGUUAGAAGUGAAGAAGCGGAUCUACAGAUUAUUGGGCAGAAAAAGGGGACUUCAAAACCCUUGGUUCACAGCAGAGUGACUAGGUCUUCCCUGAAAAACAUUGGCGAAGUAGUAGUGGAGGAACAGUCGAUGGACUCUGCUGGUACCAAACGAAAGAGAACAGCACGGAAGUCUACAAGAGGUAUGUCAGUAGAAUCUCCAUCUGUUGGUAUGACUGAUUUAGGUUAUAGGGUUGUGCUAUCUGGUUGUAAAACAGAAGUUGGUUAUUUUGAUGAAAGUGCCUUAAGUGAUGUGAAAGAAUUGUUAGAAUAUUAA